AUGCGUUUCUCCAAGACCGCCGCCGUGGCUGGCCUCGCCGGCUUCGCCUCGGCCCAGACCUACACCGACUGCAACCCGACCAUCAAAACCGACUGCCCGUCCGAUGCUGGUCUCGACAAGGCGUCGUACUCGGUCGACUUUACCGGCGGCGCGAGCUCCGAGUGGACGCUGACGUCCGCGUCGGCCACCUACAGCGCCAGCACCGGCGCCGCCCUGACCAUCGCCAAGGCCGGCAACGCGCCGACGCUCAGCAGCAACUUUUACAUCUUCUUUGGCCGCGUCUCUGUCUUACUGCGCGCGGCCCCCGGCCAGGGCAUUGUCAGCAGCAUCGUCCUCGAGUCCGACGACCUCGACGAGAUCGACUGGGAGUGGAUCGGCGGCCAGGACAAGCAGGUCCAGACCAACUACUUUGGCAAGGGCAACACCACCGUCUACGACCGCGGCACCACGGUCGACCUCGAUGCGCCCACGCAGUCGGCGUUCCGCAACUGGACGCUGGUCUGGACGGCGGCGUCGACGCAGUGGUACGUCGACGGCCGCCUGGUCCGCACGCUGGCCUACGCCGAGGCCCUGGGCGGCAGAAACUACCCGCAGACGCCGAUGCGCGUCAAGGUCGGCAGCUGGGCGGGCGGCGACAGCAGCAACUCCAAGGGCACGGUGGAGUGGGCGGGCGGCGCGACCAACUACAACGACGGGCCCUUUACCAUGUACGUCAAGAGCAUCGAGAUUGAGAACUACACCCCGGCCAGCCGCUACACGUACGGCGACACGACGGGCGACUACAAGAGCAUCGUCAUUGGCUCCUCCAAGACGUCGUCCAAGAUACACUCCAAGAGUUCCGAGGCUUCGACGGCGGCCUCUUCGUUGGCUACGUUUGGUUUGAGUUCCCUCUCCGGUGCGUCCAACAACGCCUCCAACGGCACCGCGUCGUCGUCCAACCGCACUGCUGCAUCCAGCUCCAGCUCCAGUUCCAGCUCCAGCUUCAGUUCCAGCUCCAGCUCCAGUUCCAGCUCCAGCUCCAGCUCCAGCUCCAGCUCGUCCUCGGCCACGUCGACGGUGGCCGAGGUCUCGGGUGCCACCGCCGGCUUCGGCCGCUGGUCUGUUUGGGCUGCGUCUGCCCUCCUGGCAGUUGCAAUGUUCACCUUAUAA
Messenger RNA from Sporothrix brasiliensis 5110, 1149 nucleotides. Its product is annotated as cell wall glucanase/allergen F16. NCBI's taxonomy places the organism in Eukaryota, Fungi, Ascomycota, Sordariomycetes, Ophiostomatales, Ophiostomataceae. The transcript has 2 exons. The coding region runs from base 1 to 1149 and encodes 382 amino acids. Gene Ontology annotation, biological process: carbohydrate metabolic process; fungal-type cell wall organization. Gene Ontology annotation, cellular component: fungal-type cell wall. Gene Ontology annotation, molecular function: glycosyltransferase activity; hydrolase activity, hydrolyzing O-glycosyl compounds. The record is from RefSeq and is a predicted model, not a curated record.